CCUGUUACGUGUAACUACGAGUGCUCCUCCCUCUCCCCACAUUGGCAUGUAUAAAGGAGGGCAAGGAGGCAAGGGUAGUCAGCUUGCUCCAGCGACAGUCCACUGAGCAGUGACAACGUCCUCGUCUGGUGUUCAAUUUCUUCGUGAAGAAGCACCAUGUUCGUGUUGCCGAAGGUUGUGGUUGUGGGCGUGGUCUGUGUCUUGGUGGUACUCCAAGCACAGCUUUCUCAGUCCAAGGGCGCUUUAAAAUGUUCUAAGAAUAUGGCACCAGGAGAAGAAAUGACGGUUGAGAUUCCAUGCAAAGGACAAACCCAUGGCUGCAAACACUUCUGUGAAGCUGAAUGCGACGCCUACAUUUUCACCUGUGAGAACGGUCACCUGGAGGCAAACAUGGAGGAUGUCGAACUGGACUGCUCUUUAGAAAAGCUGGUGGUAAAAGAAGGAGGAGAACCCAAAGAAAGUGUCUGCGAUCCGAUAGACGAUAUUGUCUCUGAAGGAGAGAAGCUAAUCAUCCGAUACAAGAAGCUGCGACAAGCCAGUAUGUUUAAGAAUAGGGGUUGCACAGGUACAGAAAGGUGCAAUUGUUUCUACACUGUGAAAUGUGGUUGAGACCACAACUGCUCCUCCUACUACCAGUGGUUCUCAUUAAGGCGACACUGUGGAUUACGGGGACAAUGAUGAUGAAUACUAUAAUGACCAAGAUGUUGAUUAUAAUCUUAUUACCAAACCACACCCUUGCAGGUUAACGCACCAGCACAAAUAAAAGACUACCAGCAUGAAAA
Molecule: messenger RNA, 782 nt
Organism: Portunus trituberculatus (swimming crab)
Lineage: Eukaryota; Metazoa; Arthropoda; Malacostraca; Decapoda; Portunidae
Exons: 4
Coding region: 157-609 (150 amino acids)
Source: RefSeq, a predicted model, not a curated record